This is a messenger RNA of Anas platyrhynchos (mallard), 1282 nucleotides long. It is a transcript of the gene FGFBP1, whose product is annotated as fibroblast growth factor binding protein 1. Gene Ontology annotation, molecular function: growth factor binding. Gene Ontology annotation, biological process: cell-cell signaling. NCBI's taxonomy places the organism in Eukaryota, Metazoa, Chordata, Aves, Anseriformes, Anatidae. The record is from RefSeq and is a predicted model, not a curated record.
UUGUGUUGUAAUAGUCUUGCUGGAGACCUGAAGGUGUGUCUCUGCCUUUAUAAAUACCACACUGCUUUUACAAGUAGCUCCAAUCCUUCUGAGAGAGACAGGUUGCAUCUUGAGUUAUAUUUGGCUAGCUUCACAUCCUGUGCAAGGCAGAUAACAGGCAAAACAGAAACCAUGAGAAUCAAAAACUUUGGACUUCUUUGUGUGUUGAUUCUGGUCUCCCAGAUGCUACUAACCAGCUGUGAAAGACAGAAGGAAAGAAAAAAGGGAAGACAAGGCAUAGAAAACAGUGGAAAAAAACAGACUGAAUCAAACCAAGAGAAAGAAAAAGGGCAGAAGCCAAAAGGAGGAAAAGCAUCUCCUAAAGGCAAAUUUAAAACCAAAGAAAAUGCUGAGUGUACCUGGGCAGUGACCGGCAUGGAUGCUGCUACCAUACGAGUCGAGUGCACCAACAGCGACAGCAAGUUCUGGUGUGAGUUCUCUGGAGACCCUUCCACCUGUCCACACUACGCAGCAAACCAGAAAUCCUACUGGAAGCAAGUCUCCCGAUCCUUAAAGAAGCAGAAGCAGAUCUGUCAGGACCCCAGAAGCAUCCUCAAAUCCAAAGUGUGCAGGAAAGGCCCACAAAGUGCUCACCUCAUACUGACACGCUCAAGCCUCUUGGCGUCAGUGGGUCCUGCGAAAGGGGAUGCAACCCACCACAAAAAAGAAGUGACACAGGUCCCAGCCGCUGCCUCUGAGCCUGGCAAACAGCUAGAGCACAGCUCCCAAGACUGUGUCGAAGACGUCGAUUACAUUGAUCAGAAGAAGGUGGCUGAGGAAUACUGUCCAGAGAGUCUGCUUUCCUUCUGCAACUUUUUUAUAACAAUGGUGCAAGACAAAAAGUGCUGAGGACGUGUUUGCAAAGCCCUGUGUCAUGAAAUUCUUAUCUCUACUAAGCGACUGCAAACUCAUCCACAUCUUACUCUUAUGUGAUAUAGUGUAUAUAAGAAAAAAAGUCACACAGCUGUAUAUUUAUAUAUAUUUUUUGAUUUUGUUUUUACACAGCAGACUACACUUGGCAUAGCUGAAGAUGUAUAGACUUUAUUUGCACACAGAUUUCUACACAAGUGUUACCAAUAGAUGUUACGUACUCUGCACAGAGGUGUCUCAAUAGUCUCUUUGCCCCUUUUUGAGCUGUGCUAGCCAAAGGGAUGAAUUCAGUGCUAUGCACUUCUUGGUUAUGUACUAUACUUUUAACCUAAAAAUUAUUAAGUAAAAUAAACUUCAAAAUGUACUCAAAAUA